ACAUGGGCAAACCACGGAUAAACGUCUGUAUAGUCUACCUACUGCUGCUCUGUCCUUUGGUCGUUGGCUAUACGACAACCCAUGCCGGAACCCUCGCCACGGCACUCAAGGCCGCCUCCAACGUUAAUGCCCGUCCAACCGGAAGUACGACUGUCUAUACGCAGCUCGGCAUAAUGAGCAUCGAUAACAUGGAUAUUGUUACUCAGGAGUUCACAAUGAUUGGCUUUUUGUUAAUGAGUUGGGAAGACAGUCGGCUAAUUUGGAACGCGAGCGAUUACGGGGAAAUCAAAGACGUCCAUCUAAAAACAUCUGAAAUAUGGGCUCCGCUUGUACUGCUAAAUAACGGCGGUAGCUCUAUAGAGAUGAUUAACGACAACAGCGACACAGCGAGUGCCACGUCUUACAUCUCCAGCAACGGCAAAGUGGCCUGGCUGGCUCCAGUUGUCUUCAAUUCGCAGUGCUCCGUUAACAUCGCCUACUAUCCAUUUGACAGACAGUCGUGUUCUAUGAUUAUCACCUUAAUAACAUUGUUAGGUCACGUGAUGUCGGCCGUUCAGUUCGACAUUACUCUUGAGAGAAAAUAUCAAUUCUACCUCCUCAACUUGAUCUUUCCUAUCACCCUGCUUGCCCUCCUUGGUCCGUUUGUGUUCCUGUUACCAGUGAACAGUGGAGAAAAGAAUGGGUUCACCCUGACCGUUCUGUUGUCCAUGUCAGUGACAAUGGCCUACAUUUCCGAUCAUAUUCCAUCCAGUGCUCUCAACGUUUGUAUCCUCAGUGUAUACCUGUUGAUCGUCUUCAUCAUCUGCUCACUCGAGACGUUGUUAACAGUGUUGUCCUGCCAGAUCCACUCAUACCACGGCAAGGGAUAUGUUCCGGGGUCGAGAUUGCAGAAACUCAUAUCAGCCGUGACAAAAAUCUCCUGUUAUGGACGCCCUCAAGUUGACGAAAACGAGGUGAUAUCAAACACAAAAUUGCAAAAUGAAAUCCUGGCUGAAAGACAAUAUACAAAAGAAAACCUCAUGGAUAAGCAGAAGGCGUGGGAGGAGGACAAUGGGAAACCUAAAGAAAACGAAGAUAGUAUCACAUAUACUUACGAUGAAUGUGCAUUCAUCUUCGACAGAGUGAAUUUCGUCGUAUUUCUCGUAGUGCAGAUUAUUUUAACAAUGGCUUUCUUUAUUGCUCUCCAAAUAGGAGGCGCAAACCAGUUUUGA
Mya arenaria is the source of this 1211-nucleotide messenger RNA. Its product is annotated as acetylcholine receptor subunit beta-like. Gene Ontology annotation, molecular function: transmembrane signaling receptor activity; neurotransmitter receptor activity; extracellular ligand-gated monoatomic ion channel activity. Gene Ontology annotation, cellular component: neuron projection; synapse; membrane. Gene Ontology annotation, biological process: nervous system process; regulation of membrane potential; signal transduction. The transcript has 9 exons. The record is from RefSeq and is a predicted model, not a curated record. NCBI's taxonomy places the organism in Eukaryota, Metazoa, Mollusca, Bivalvia, Myida, Myidae. Bases 3 to 1211 code for a protein of 402 amino acids.